Messenger RNA from Alternaria infectoria, 585 nucleotides. RefSeq lists its product as uncharacterized. The record is from RefSeq and is a predicted model, not a curated record. The transcript has 2 exons. Bases 1 to 585 code for a protein of 194 amino acids. Lineage: Eukaryota; Fungi; Ascomycota; Dothideomycetes; Pleosporales; Pleosporaceae.
AUGCCUCACGCAACCCAACAUCCAGCUCUUGCGCUCGCCACCUCUCCCACGAAAACAUCGGUUACGCCGAAUGGUAAAGUCCGAUCUGAUAGCUUUAUGAGCGUUCACGAAAGGAAGGACCUGCAGCAAGCACAUGCACUGAACCCACUCGACCCUUUUGAAGUUGACGGUACACCCGUGAACGAGUGUUCAACUGCAGCACCAUCCGAAUAUGACCUCGAAGAGCUGAGAUCAACCCUCACUGAAGCCAGGAAAACCAUGUAUGCUGCUAUGAAGAGAUACAGCGACCUACACUGGAUCGGCGAGCUUAUUUACGAGCUCCCAAGUUCACCUCAGGUCUAUGCCGUCUCGGAAACACCAGUCGAGGAAUUAGAUCACCCAUCACAGGAGACUCUGGCGAAAGCGCCACUUCCUCGCGCCAAACCAGACCCUGUUUCUUACGACGAAUUCAUCAAGAUGCUGGAAGAUGGAGGCUUUACCUGGCUGCUAGAACACGUAGACAAACUCAACAGCAUGGACGACUUCGCCGUCGCUCUCACUGCCAACCCCGAGCAAAAGCGCUGCAAGGAUAUGCUGUAUGCAUAA